UAUUUGAAGAAAAAAAAGAAGAAGAAAAAAACUGUUUACAUUUUCUAGAAAUUGUUUAAACUUGUUGCUGUAACUUGCAAGUUGCAACUAAGCUAUAAGAGUUAUUGAUUUCUUCAUUCAUUUGUCCUGGCUCCUGUGAAGUUUCAAGUUCUUCAUCAAUUUUUAUAUGAACCAUUAGGUAUUUCCCAUUAUAGUUGGAGGUAUUGAAUUCUUCUGGGUGUAGAAACUGUUCCUUGCCUCAACAUCAGGAUUGAUGGCCACUUCUGAAGCAGUUCUGCAAGUUUUAGGUGGUUCACUACCUAGUCUUUUUGGAUCUGAUAAUUCUUUUAGGAAAUUGGGAUCGUCACAUACCUCCAGAUCCUUCAUAAGAAUCAGAAAGAAGAGGGGUUCAAAGUGUGUGAAUUUUCUUAACUGUUCAAACAUAUCAUACCGUGCUAUUAGGGUAGAUUGCUUUCAGAGCACCAGACAAUCUGUGCAUGGAGAUAUUACUCAUUCCUAUUUGAGAUCUGUGAACUGCAAAUGCCAGCAAGCUGACAGUGCGAAUAGUUUUGCAUCAGAAAAGGGAAACGGAUCAUGGAUUAGUGACAAUGACCAGAGCUUCGAUACAGUUCUUGGUAAUACACCAAGUGUAAUGCAGUUUGAGACAGUAAGAGAGCUUAAAGUAGGAGAGGAGGACUUUCAAUCCAAUGGGAGUUUACGUCCAAAUGUCUCAGUGGAAGAUACCUUGAAUAGAAUAGCUGGAAACUCCAUUGAAGAUGAAGCAUGGGAACUACUACGAGAGUCUAUGGUUUAUUAUUGUGGUAGCCCUGUAGGAACAAUUGCUGCUAAGGACCCAACUAGUUCCACCGCCGAUGUUCUAAACUACGAUCAAGUCUUUAUCCGUGACUUUAUACCUUCUGGUAUUGCUUUCCUUCUGAAGGGAGAAUAUGAGAUUGUUCGCAACUUCAUCCUUCACACUCUUCAGCUGCAGAGUUGGGAGAAAACUAUGGAUUGUCAUAGUCCUGGUCAAGGGCUGAUGCCUGCUAGUUUCAAGGUCCGUACAGUCCCAUUGGAUGGUGAUGACUCUGCAACAGAAGAAGUACUGGAUCCAGACUUUGGAGAGGCAGCAAUUGGCCGAGUUGCCCCAGUUGAUUCCGGACUAUGGUGGAUUAUUUUGUUACGUGCAUAUGGGAAGUCCUCUGGUGAUCUCUCGGUUCAGGAGAGAAUUGAUGUUCAGACUGGAAUAAAAAUGAUACUAAGACUAUGUCUUGCUGAUGGCUUUGAUAUGUUUCCAACAUUGUUGGUGACUGAUGGUUCGUGCAUGAUAGAUCGCCGUAUGGGAAUUCAUGGUCACCCUUUGGAGAUUCAGGCACUGUUUCAUUCAGCACUGCUUUGCGCUCGAGAAAUGCUUACACCAGAGGAUGGAUCAGCUGACCUUAUCCGAGCAUUAAAUAAUCGUCUUGUUGCCUUGUCAUUUCAUAUUAGAGAAUACUAUUGGAUUGAUAUGAAAAAGCUAAAUGAGAUUUAUCGGUACCAGACGGAGGAGUACUCCUAUGAUGCAGUUAACAAGUUCAAUAUUUAUCCAGAUCAGAUUUCUCCUUGGCUGGUGGACUGGAUGCCAAGUAAAGGAGGAUACUUGAUUGGAAAUUUGCAACCUGCUCACAUGGAUUUUCGAUUCUUUUCUCUAGGAAACUUGUGGUCUAUAGUCUGCAGUCUUACAACAAAUGAUCAAUCACAUGCUAUAUUGGAUCUCAUUGAGGCCAAGUGGACAGAUCUGGUAGCUGAUAUGCCUUUUAAAAUAUGCUACCCUGCUCUUGAGGGUCAGGAGUGGAAGAUAAUUACAGGAUGUGAUCCCAAGAACACGCCUUGGUCCUACCAUAAUGGAGGUGCCUGGCCAACUUUACUCUGGCAGCUGGCUGUUGCUAGUAUUAAGAUGAAUAGACCUGAGAUUGCUGCAAAAGCUGUUGAAGUUGCAGAAAAGCGCAUAUCACGAGACAAGUGGCCAGAAUAUUACGACACCAAAAAGGCACGGUUCAUAGGGAAACAAGCGCGCCUUUUCCAAACUUGGUCAAUAGCUGGAUACCUCGUUGCCAAACUCCUCCUUGCCAAUCCAAGUUCAGCUAAGAUUCUCAUUUCCCAAGAAGACUCCGAGCUUCUCAACGCCUUCUCUUGUGCUAUCAGUUCUAAUCCCAGAAGAAAAAAGCGCGGUCCAAAAAGUCCCCAGAAGACCUACAUAGUCUGAGAUCACACACAACCCCACAAAUGAUUGGAUGUACAGUUGUUGAUUGACUUAUGACUAUUCAUUGAGCCAGUUAAAGUGUAUGAUAACUACAUAUAAUUGUUUUGCCUGAUGUUCACAAGCUGGAAUUCUAUUUAACAUUUCAGCUUAUAAUAUAAUGUUCUGCUGUAAA
Solanum stenotomum is the source of this 2390-nucleotide messenger RNA. RefSeq names its product neutral/alkaline invertase 3, chloroplastic-like. Lineage: Eukaryota; Viridiplantae; Streptophyta; Magnoliopsida; Solanales; Solanaceae. Gene Ontology annotation, biological process: sucrose catabolic process. The record is from RefSeq and is a predicted model, not a curated record. The transcript is spliced from 7 exons. Bases 254 to 2221 code for a protein of 655 amino acids. Gene Ontology annotation, cellular component: chloroplast. Gene Ontology annotation, molecular function: sucrose alpha-glucosidase activity; endo-alpha-N-acetylgalactosaminidase activity.